Molecule: messenger RNA, 3494 nt
Organism: Mercenaria mercenaria
Lineage: Eukaryota; Metazoa; Mollusca; Bivalvia; Venerida; Veneridae
Exons: 17
Coding region: 433-3087 (884 amino acids)
Source: RefSeq, a predicted model, not a curated record
AUCUAAAAUUUUGACAUAAAUAACAUGUAGCGGUUCUAGUAUCGGGUGACCUCGGUAGCUCCGUUGGCAGAGCGUUGGCACGGAAAGCCGAAGGUCCGAGGUCCGAGUGCCGGUCGAGGCUCCGCGUUUUUCCUGAGACGGUUACAUUUGGUUCCACCGAUACGUUCACCCUUGGAGCCCAUGCAUGGUGAAGCAGUUUGGCUAGGGUGUGCAUCUGAGUUCGGUUAAUAGUCUGCGGCAGACAUUGACCAGGCUUGCUAAUGUCUCGCAAUAAGAGGAAAGGUGUGUAGCGGUUCUCGUAUCGAGCGGAAUCGGUAGCUCAAUUGAUAGAGCGUUGGCAAGGUUUUAGAUGGAGCCAAGACCGAAGUUUCAAAAGUUAAAUCAUACAUUGAACAAAUAGAGAAGAAGAUUGAGGAGUUGAGAAAUGCUCAGAUGGCCAUAAUUAAGAAAAAUCAAGAUGCCAUUCAAAAGAUAUUUGCAACAUUUCAACCUGGGAAUGGGGGACCAAUAACUGCCAGGGAAUCGGCUCUUGCAAAGCUUCAGUUGGCACAUCAACUCCAGAAUAUAUCCAAGGAAAUAAUGAACGACCGUCUUAAUGAAUUGAUGCAAGAAACUGAAAUUGUCUGCGCAAAACUGAAAGAUGGUACAGACGUCUGGUACGAUGACAUAGAAGAACUCAAAGGUUGUCUGCAAAGCUGGAAAGAUGCAAAAGCACAGAGCUUUGAAGAGGAGAAACGAAAAAUGUUGGAAGAACAGAAAAAGAAAGAAGAAGAGGAGAGAGCGAGACGAGAAAGAGAAGAAAGGGAAAGGAGAGAAAGAGAGGAGAAAAAACGGAAGGAAGAGGAAGAACGGAAAAGAAGAGAGAAAGAAGAAGCCGAACGUAAAGCAGAGGAGGAACGAAGACGAAAAGAAGAAGAAGAAAGACUAAGAAUGGAGGAAGAAGAACGCCGAAAGCAAGAGGAAGAAGAACGUUUAAAGCGGGAAGAGGAAGAGAGGAGAAAACGGUUAGAAGAAGAAAGAAAACGCCGUGAAGAAGAAGCCGCUAGAAAGAGAGAAGAAGAAAGACAACGUUUGGAGGCAGAAAGAAGAGAAAGAGAACGGUUACAGAAAGAGGCCGAAGAAAGAGCUUGGAGACAAGACCCUAACAACUGGAAACCUGUGACCUACCACAGAGACUGUGAUGAGGUUGAUGGAAAUCAGGCGUACCAUGGUGGUAUCAAAUGUGUUAUAGCUUCACCUCCCGGUAGCAUUGAAAAAGACGACCUAGAAUGCUGUGCGAGUGAUGCAGUUGACUCAAUAAUAGAGACUCUUGAAACUGACGAAAAGCCUGUCAGUUCGGUUAUUGACAUAUAUGCAUCAAUGGGCGCCCUUCAUUCGGCGGUGCCUAUGAGGAUAUAUAUCCCACAUUACUCGGAAUUUAGUUCAAGCGACGAAACUGUGGUCAAAAUCUCAUUGAAUCAGAAAGACUGGAUUACAGUUUCGCCAACACCUACGACGUCAAAUAUAGAGGAACAAGAAAAACUGGUAAAGAAACUGGCUGGUGUAGAAGUUAAUGACUUCAGUUCACUUAAAGCCAUUGUAGUUACAAGGCCAAGAUGUCAAACUGUCAUAGUUGAUAAGCCCGGCAUAUCAGUUCAUUCUACAAUGGACAAGAACGUUAAGCUCUUCGUUCCAAGAAAUAUAUUUGGCUCAAGAACGGAACUGAAAUUAAUGGUUCAAUCUGUAUCCGAACAUACACUUGCCUCUUUUGUUACAAACAAUAAAGAUUUUGACAAUAUACUGGCUGUUAGUUCCAUUGUUACUCUCAUUUGCGGAAAACAUCCAGGAAAGGCGAUGGAAGUUGACCUGAUGAAAUCGUCAAAGAAACAAAAUGAUGAAAAGUUUCAACGUGGAAAGACAUACCAGAUGUAUACGACAAAAGACAAAGUUUGGACGUUUGCUAAUGUUGAAUUUAAAGGACAUCAGGACGAUCUAACAGUAAUGCUCCCUGAAGGUCGAGAAAAAUACACCAUAAUGGAGCUAGAUAUGCCAUCAAGUUUCCCAAAAGAAAAUGUACCCAGCAUUGCAGAAGCCUUGCAUACUUGUAUUAGCAAGACAGUCGUCGUGAUGAUUGUUAAACAGCAUGAGGAUGAUCUAAAGAAAUGUGCAUUAAGAAUAGUGAGACGGGAAAUUACCAAAGACACAUUCGAAUUUCUGAAAGAUAAUGGAUAUACAGAAGGUCCAGAUUUAAGCGGUGAAUUCAGUUUGCAGGAAGGCCAACAGUUGGAGGUUAUCUGCACGGGGAAUAUUGAAAAUACAACAGAACCAGCUGAACAAAUGCAUGUAACGUAUUUGACUUACAUGGGAGGUGUGGCGAUUGACCUGACACUACGUGUAAAAGACUCCUGGAAACAGAGAGAUCUUCCAGCAUAUGUCGGAACAAUUAGAUGUACUGUAAUGAGAGGACAUGUGACUUCUAAACCGAUUUAUUCUCGGUCAGUUGAGUUGGCGAUAUCUCUUCCGAAGCCUGUAAGACCACAAACUGCCAUUGAUGUAGCCCGCGUCAGAUUUCCCUAUUAUCUGACUUCGCUGACAUUCUAUUUGUCUGAAAUAUUGUGCAAGGAUGAUACAGAUAUUUGGCAGACAGUACUGAGAUCAUUGCUUGGACACUCCAAAUUCAGUUCAGGAUACAGAAUAGCUAAAAGAAAGUCAAUCGAAAAUAGUGAAGAACCGGUUUGUAGAGCGAUGAUACUGGACUGGAUGAAGACCAAAGCCGUACAUGAGGACAAGUUAGAACCUAUUGUGGCUGCCUUAAUACAUAACGGACACAAAGAUAUUGCAGAGUCAUGUAUGGAUUUUGUACGUUUUCAGAAAGAAAAUCUGUCAGAUGCUGUGCUAUUUGAGCUAGCUCAAGGUAUAACAAAAGACAUUCAGACAUUAAGCAAAGGUCUUGGAUUAGAUAGCAAACGGAUUUCGAGUUGCAUCCAACAACAUUCAAGCAACAUCAAACGCCAGUAUAUAGCUGUGAUGAUGGAGUGGAGAGAGUCUGACCAAGUGGUCAAACACGGUGACAAUGCAUUAGAGUACCUUAGGAAAACAUGUGUCUAAAUGAAACUGGAAGUACAGAUAUAACACUUUUUUGUAGUUCGGCACCAUCAGAGGAAUACCUCCAAUCUAUUAUCCGUGGAUAAUACACGUGUAUAAUUUACAAUGACAUUAGAACUGUCCCUAACACCAAAUAUUAUGCCAAUAUUUAAGAUAGGUAUGCAUCUAGAAAUGAAUGAUGAACAGAAAAAAAUAUUCCAAAACAUAUUAAAGUAAUACCUGUUGUAUGCUAACUAAAUAAGUUCUCUGAUUUACUAAAACCCGUAGCACAUAUCAUUUUCGUUUUCUAUCAGAAUUUCUUUCCAAGUGAAACUCAGCUAUUACACGACAUAUUGUAUGCUGAUUGUGUAAGCUGUUAAUUCACCUGUAAAAUAAGCUUUACAUGCUUUACUGGUGGCGGUUGUCGAUUC